Coccidioides posadasii C735 delta SOWgp is the source of this 465-nucleotide messenger RNA. RefSeq lists its product as uncharacterized. The record is from RefSeq and is a predicted model, not a curated record. NCBI's taxonomy places the organism in Eukaryota, Fungi, Ascomycota, Eurotiomycetes, Onygenales, Onygenaceae.
AUGCAAGACCCAGAGGAGACAGAAACAAGAUACCACACUGUCAUCUUCAUUGUGACCGACGACAACGGCGACGGUUAUAUUCACCAUGUCACCGGCGACAUCACAGCGGGAAUGACAUACCAACCCAAGCAAGGCAAACAGCCCGAAACCUCACAAACCUUCCACAGAAAAGAAUUCCUUGGACUGGUCCAAAAGUCCAAAUAUCCCGACGAAGUUAACCGUGUGUGCAUGUCCGUGCCGCCACCACAUGCCCAGAAGCGAUUCAACCCCCAGACCAUGCGCUACGAACAAUUCAAGCCCGACGGAUCCUUCUACGCUCCUGGCGAACCCCGCCCAAAGUACUUCAAAUGUACCGAGUGGACGGAGAGUAAGGCGAUUCCUGCUUUGUUCCAAGCUGGCGUCCUUGAGCAAGCUCAACACUCCAUCAGUUUUGACGAUAAGGCCAUUGACAAUCUUCAUGGCUAA